Messenger RNA from Syzygium oleosum, 3918 nucleotides. Its product is annotated as pentatricopeptide repeat-containing protein At1g11290, chloroplastic. Lineage: Eukaryota; Viridiplantae; Streptophyta; Magnoliopsida; Myrtales; Myrtaceae. The transcript has a single exon. The record is from RefSeq and is a predicted model, not a curated record. The coding region runs from base 1068 to 3518 and encodes 816 amino acids. Gene Ontology annotation, biological process: RNA modification. Gene Ontology annotation, molecular function: protein binding; zinc ion binding; RNA binding.
AACCCAUUACAAUUACUUACCUUGUGCUUUUCCCAGAUACAUAUGAAUUGAAAACAUACGAGUGGCUGGUGCUCGUGGCGAAGGGGUCAGUGUUAUAGAUUCCAACAGCUGCCUCAUCUGUCAUUUUCUUUGGGUAAGAAAAGUGGCAAAACGUGAGUAUUACAUUAAUACUUGCCUAACAAUGUUUGAACCAGACUGAUCUUUUAUCAAUAGGGGAAUUAAACAAAUUGGGGGCCUACUUAAUGCCUUAGUGGCAUUUACAUUGCAGGGAUUGAAUGAUCCAAUUUGUUACAAUCUGCAUAUGAAUUUGCUAACCAAAUCGAACGAGGCUUACACUUCAGUGGUUAUGCUUCCUCAGUCAUUUAGCUAUGUUCUCUGUCUCAAAAAUCACGUUGCAACUCUUCACUUGUUCGUGGGUUGAGAAAAUGAAUAAAAAUCGGUGGCCCAGAUUACUUGCUGUGUAGCAAGUUAUUACUCUUUGUUCACUUAGUAUAGCCUGUAGUUACUAACUCGAUAGAAAAGAACCGGCAUCCGUAUAAAAAUUCACAGAUUAUGAAUAUCACAAUGUUUGCUUUAUUGUGGAGAAAUCACUCCUUCCGUAUGAACCUUACCAACUAAAGACUUAUCAAUGACUUUUCACGAAGGAAAACUGGUCGACAAUCGAGUAAAUCUGACGGGGAAGGGUACUCGUUCAUCUAUGUAACGAUUGAUUUCAAACCUCGUUGGCAUGAUGAAGAGUAUUGCCGUGAAAAGAAGUUGGUCGAUAUCCACUUAGACAAGUGUAACUCACCUUAUAAACCAAGCCUAAAUCAAAACUAGUUAUGGGCUCAUACGUAGAAAGCACAUGUAGGGCUUUAUUCAUGUGGUUAUGCGAGGAGUCAAACGAAGCAAGAUUUUUUGUCGAGUUUCAGUUUUUAGUCCACUAGUCUUAUCUGUGCUCUGCACGCGCGAUGAGAAGAAUGCAAGCAAGAAAGAAACGGCAAUUGCUGUCAGUGAUUGUCAAAGAUUAAAACAGAGCAUUUCAGUAAUGUAGAGAGAGAGAGAGAGAGAGAGAGAGAGAGAGAGAGAUGAGCUCCAUGCUCACACCCACCAUCUCCUUCACCAAUACUAGCGCCGCUCAUAUCUCGCAGAAGCCAUCGCCACCUCCUACCCACCACACGUUGUCCCAAAGAAUCCACAUUCCUUCUCAUGUCUACGAGCACCCAGCAGCCAUCCUCCUCGAGCUCUGCACUUCCAUGAGAGAGCUCCGCGAAAUCAUCCCUCUCGUCAUCAAGAACGGCCUCUGCGGCGAGCCCCUCUUCCAAACCAAGCUCGUCAGCCUGUUCUGCAACUACGGUAGCGUCGCCGACGCGGCUCGCGUCUUCGAGCCCAUCGAGGACAAGCUCGACGCGCUCUACCACACCCUGCUCAAAGGGUACGCAAAGAACUCGUCUUUAGACGAGGCGCUGUCUUUCUUCUGUAGGAUGAAGCGCGAUGAUGUGAAGCCCAUCGUGUAUAACUUCACUUACCUGCUGAAAGUUUGCGGCGACAAUGCGGACCUUAGGAGAGGGAAGGAGAUUCACGGGCAGCUGGUGGCUAGUGGGUUCGCGUCCAAUGUGUUCGCCAUGACUGGGGUUGUGAAUAUGUAUGCGAAGUGUAGGCAGAUUGGGGAAGCGUACAAGAUGUUUGACAGAUUGCCGCACAGAGACUUGGUCUCCUGGAAUACGAUAAUUUCUGGUUAUGCUCAAAAUUGCUGGGCGGCUCCAGCGCUGGAGUUGGUUUUGCACAUGCAGGAGGAAGGACAGAGGCCUGACUCCAUCACCUUGGUCACGGUUUUGCCUGCCGUUGCUGAUGUUGGGUCCUUGAGGAUCGGCAAGUCUAUACAUGGUUAUGCUGUGAGAGCUGGAUUUGAUUGUCUGGUGAAUGUUUCGACUGCUUUGUUGGAUAUGUACUCUAAGUGCAAGACAGUGAAGACUGCUCGAGUAAUUUUCGAUUGGAUUGAGCAGAGGACCGUGGUUACUUGGAAUUCUAUGAUUGAUGGUUAUGUAGAAAAUGAAAAUCCUAAGGAAGCAAUUGCGAUUUUUGAAAAGAUGUUGGACGAACAGGUGGAGCCAACAAAUGUAACUGUAAUGGGGGCACUCCAUGCUUGUGCUGAUUUGGGUGAUCUUGAGCGAGGGAUGUUUGUUCACAAGUUGUUGACUAGGCUGAAACUCGACUCUAAUGUUUCGGUGAUGAAUUCUUUGAUUUCCAUGUAUUCCAAAUGUAAGAGAGUAGAUCUUGCUGCAGAAAUAUUCAACAACUUACGGGAGAAAACCCUUGUCUCCUGGAAUGCAAUGAUAUUAGGUUUCGCGCAGAACGGGUGUGUGAGUGAGGCUCUGAAUCACUUUUGCCGGAUGCACUCUCAAAAUGUAAAACCAGAUACAUUCACAAUGGUGAGUGUGAUUCCCGCUCUUGCGGAAUUAUCCGUGACCCGGCAAGCAAAGUGGAUUCAUGGACUGGUCAUAAGAUCUUGCAUGGACAAGAACAUUUAUGUGAUGACUGCUCUUGUUGACAUGUAUGCAAAAUGUGGAGCCGUUGAUACUGCCAGAAAGCUCUUUGACAUGAUGAAAGACCGGCAUGUCAUAACCUGGAACGCUAUGAUAGACGGAUAUGGUACACAUGGGCAUGGGCAGUCUGCUGUGGAACUGUUCAAAGCAAUGCAGAAUGGGACCGUUAGGCCAAAUGAUAUAACUUUCCUUUGCAUCCUUUCUGCUUGCAGCCAUUCGGGUUUGGUCGAUGAGGGUCUCCGUUACUUCGACAGCAUGAAGCAAGACUAUGGCAUGGAACCUACAAUGGAUCACUAUGGCUCCGUGGUUGACCUUCUUGGUCGAGCUGGUCGUCUCAAAGAAGCUUGGGAUUUUAUCCAAAAGAUGCCUAUUGAACCUGGAAUCACCAUCUUUGGGGCGAUGCUGGGUGCCUGCAAGAUUCAUAAAAAUGUUGAACUGGGAGAGAAGGCAGCAAAUAAGCUGUUUGAAUUGAACCCACAAGAGGGCGGGUACCAUGUACUGCUUGCUAAUAUAUAUGCCACAGCCUCGAUGUGGAGUAAAGUGGCCGAGGUGAGAAAAAUCAUGGAGAAGGAAGGGCUUCAAAAGACUCCUGGUUGUAGUUUAGUGGAGUUGAGAAAUGAGGUCCAUAGUUUCUAUUCUGGAAGCACUGAUCAUCCUCAGUCUAAAAGGAUUUAUGCAUUUCUUGAAACUCUUGUUGAUGAGAUUAAAGCUGCUGGUUAUGUGCCUGACACCCAUUCUAUCCAUGACGUGGAAGAUGAUGUGAAGGAGCAGCUGCUCAACAGCCAUAGCGAGAGGCUGGCUAUUGCAUUUGGGCUUCUAAAUACCAGCCCUGGCAUGACGAUACACAUCCGCAAGAACUUAAGAGUUUGUGGGGAUUGCCACAAUGCAACAAAAUACAUUUCCCUUGUGACAGGAAGAGAAAUAAUCGUGCGUGAUAUGCAACGGUUUCACCACUUCAAGAAUGGAACAUGCUCUUGUGGAGAUUACUGGUGAAACCUGUAUUUAGGAUGAGGACCAUAAUUGGGAAUUGCUGGAGUGUCGCUGCAAGUUAGUGAGGAAGCCUUGCAAUUUUGUAUGCUGAUACAUUAGGUUGCAUCGAAAUGUCUGUGGACCUUAUCAGCUUCCAUGGUCAGACAGCAGGUUGCGGAAGUGUGAAAAGCACAUUGCAGCAGAUUUGGAGAGAAGGGAAAACAGCAAUGAGUAUCCCCAUUUUGUAGUUUGUACAUUCACUCAAAUGGGAAUAGCCCUGAUCACAUAUUCAUUUACUGAUUAUACUGUAUUCUUUUCCCUUUUGGUCAUAUUUGUACGAAUAUGUAUAUUUCUCGAUAUGAUUGAAACUCAAUAAACUCGUAUGAGGGUUUCUUCUACAUGCACUGUUUCAUUCACUCAUUUC